AUGGAGUUCUCAUCCUCAAGACGGCCUUGUUUCAUAGAGGAAGAUGAUGGGUUAGCUUCUCUUGCAGAUAUGGAAGCCGGGUUUUCAGGGAACCAUCGCCCGUUCUUCUCCAGGUCACUCUGUUAUGCGAGAAGAGGUAGUUUUAAAAACCUGUCAUCUUUGGUGUCUUCUCCAAGAUCGGCAAGGUUUUGUGACUCUAGAUAUGAGGAUCACCAACCCCAUUUCUUGGAAGCUUGUUUUCUUUGCAAGAAACCACUUGGCGAUAACAGAGACAUCUUCAUGUACAGAGGGGACACGCCAUUCUGCAGUGAAGAGUGCAGACAGGAGCAAAUAGAUAUAGAUGAAGCCAAAGAGAAGAACUGGAAUCUCUCUUCAUCUAUGAAAGCAUUAAGGAAAAAAGACCAGAAGAAAUCCCCAUCCCCUACUAAAGCUCAGGACUACCCUUCUCGUACAGGCACUGUUGCCGCAGCUUAA
This is a messenger RNA of Dovyalis caffra, 474 nucleotides long. The record is from the annotation of a GenBank genome assembly. NCBI's taxonomy places the organism in Eukaryota, Viridiplantae, Streptophyta, Magnoliopsida, Malpighiales, Salicaceae.